This is a messenger RNA of Neohortaea acidophila, 825 nucleotides long. Its product is annotated as dihydrofolate reductase-like domain-containing protein. Gene Ontology annotation, molecular function: 5-amino-6-(5-phosphoribosylamino)uracil reductase activity. The coding region runs from base 1 to 825 and encodes 274 amino acids. Gene Ontology annotation, biological process: riboflavin biosynthetic process. Lineage: Eukaryota; Fungi; Ascomycota; Dothideomycetes; Mycosphaerellales; Teratosphaeriaceae. The record is from RefSeq and is a predicted model, not a curated record. The transcript has a single exon.
AUGACGGAAAUCAGCGAAUUGCCAGAUGCAGCAAAAGACUUCCUUCUCCCGUAUCUCCCGUCUCGAGAUACGAUAUUAGCCGCACCAAACCGACCUCACAUCACCCUAACAUACGCCUGCUCCCUCGACAGCAUGAUCUCGCUCGCUCCAGGAGUCCGCACCACGCUCUCAGGCCCGGAGACGAAAAGCAUGACGCACUACCUCCGACUCAAGCACGACGCGAUCCUAGUCGGAGUCGGCACGGCCAUUGCAGACGACCCCAGCCUCAAUUGCAGGUAUCCGGGUGUGAGUCGAGACACGCAGCCGCGACCCUUUAUUCUUGACCCUAGUGCUCGCUGGAAUGUUGCAGACUCCAAAGUGAGGCGGCUUGCGAGCGAGCGGGAAGGCAAGUCGCCUUCGGUUAUUCAUUCGGAUGCUUUGUUUUCUGAAGAACAAUUGGAUGCAAUGACGUCUGAAGGAGAGUCGGACGUGCCCAACGCGGAGAGGGUUUUUGUGCGUGGUGGGCACUCCACGGACUCCUCUGUUACUGUUCAGCCCCGCCACAUCGACUGGCUGGAUCUCCUAAGAGUUCUCAAACGGAGAGGCGUCAACAGCAUGAUGAUUGAAGGCGGCGCGACGAUCAUCAACGAUUUGCUUCAACAUCCCGACCUCGUCGACAGCGUGAUCAUCACUAUCGCACCUACGUGGCUUGGGCAGGGAGGCGUGACGAUCUCGCCAUCGCCUCAGGUGAAGAACGGCGAACGAGUCAACGCCGCCAACCUGCACCAAACGAGCUGGCGGCAGUUUGGAAGCGACGCGGUGCUUUGUGGACGACUAACACGUUAA